Molecule: messenger RNA, 923 nt
Organism: Caenorhabditis elegans
Lineage: Eukaryota; Metazoa; Nematoda; Chromadorea; Rhabditida; Rhabditidae
Gene: F14H12.3
Product: Thrombospondin type 1 domain protein
Exons: 6
Coding region: 74-847 (257 amino acids)
Source: RefSeq, marked reviewed
AAAUAUAUUUAAGGAGUGAAGGAAGCGAAGAUUGCCAUCGAACAAAAGUUCAUCCGCUAUCAGCUUAUCAACAAUGUUCGCACUUAUUCUUUCUUUGUGUCUUUUUCAAGGAACACUUUCAUAUGUAAUUGGAGGCGGUGUACAAGCAAAUCCAAGCGGAUGCAACGUAUGUGGUGAUAGCCCUCAGUGGAGUGGAUGGACAGAAUGGUCUUCCUGUUCUGCCGCUUUUGGAACGCCAGUCCAAACUCGCACUAGACUUUGUCCAUCCGGCAACUGCCAAGGAGGUUCUACAACAGAAUCAAAACCAUGCGUCCUUUAUGAUCCACAACCAACUCAACCACAAUGGGGAGCUUGGGGAGGUUGGAGUAGUUGCAGUGCCACCUGCGGCGGUGGUACGAUGACGAGAAGUCGUGUUUGCAAUAACGGAUGCUCAACCUGCCAAUGUGUCGGAGCUGCUGCCGAGUCGCAAGCUUGCAAUGCUCAACCGUGCUGCACCUGGACUGCUUGGUCUUCCUGGUCGGCGUGCUCAGUAACCUGCGGAUCUGGAGGAUCAAUCACCAGAUCUAGGCAAUGUAGCUGUGGAUCGGGAUGUACUGGAGGCUCCGUUGAACAAGAGCCAUGCCCUCAACAAGCUGCUUGCCCGUGCACAACAUGCAAUCAACCACCACCACCAUGCAAUACUUGUAAUACCCAACCGGUUGUCAUUGUGACUCCAGCUCCAUGCACAACUUGUUACCAACCACCAGCGUGCUCAACCUGCGGGCAUGCACAACCUUUCUAUGAUCCAUACGGAAAUGGAAGAAAGAAGAGAAUGAUUACAGUAUCUGGAAAUUCGACAAGUGCUUAACUGUAUUGAAACUUGUGUACAUUUAUGCAAUAUUUUGCACAUUCCGAAGCAAUAUAAAUAAAGUAUUGAGCAAUUA